AAAAAUAUCCAGCUGAAGCCCUUUAAAAGCUCGGCUGGCGCCAGCGCCGAACAAUUCUCGGAGCCUCAGCCAGAAGCGCAGAACCGAGUCAGCAUGGCCGAACGCCGCGUUCCCUUCUCGCUCCUGCGGAGCUCGAGCUGGGACCCUUUCCGCGACUGGUACCCGAUUCACAACCGCCUCUUCGACCAGGCCUUCGGAAUGCCGCGGCUGCCUGAGGAAUGGUCGCAGCUGUUCCCCCACAGCGGCUGGCCGGGCUACGUGCGCCCGCUGACCGCCGGCGAGGGCUCCCGGGCAGUGGCUGCGCCCGUCUACGGCCACGCGCUCAACAGGCAACUCAGCAGCGGCAUCUCGGAGAUCCAGCACACGGCCGACCGCUGGCGCGUGUCCCUGGAUGUCAACCACUUCGCCCCCGAGGAGCUGACGGUCAAGACCAAGGAUGGUGUGGUGGAGAUCACCGGCAAGCACGAAGAGCGUCAGGAUGAGCACGGCUACAUCUCCCGGUGCUUCACUCGAAAAUACACGCUUCCUCCUGGUGUGGACCCCACCCUGGUGUCCUCCUCCCUGUCCCCUGAGGGCACGCUCACUGUGGAGGCCCCGAUGCCCAAGCCAGCCAACCAGUCAGCAGAGAUCACCAUCCCUGUCACCUUUGAGGCUCGUGCCCAGCUUGGGGGCCCAGAAGCUGGGAAGGCUGAGCAGCCUGGAGCCAAGUGAAGGCCUUAGGCCUGCAGUCACUGGCCAUCCCUCCCUGUUAGUCUAUAUGCUCUUUUGAUAUAUGUUCUGUUUUUUUUUUCUCAAAUAAAGUUCAAAGCAACUGCC
Messenger RNA from Artibeus jamaicensis (Jamaican fruit-eating bat), 816 nucleotides. RefSeq names its product heat shock protein family B (small) member 1 (gene HSPB1). NCBI's taxonomy places the organism in Eukaryota, Metazoa, Chordata, Mammalia, Chiroptera, Phyllostomidae. Gene Ontology annotation, molecular function: protein folding chaperone. The record is from RefSeq and is a predicted model, not a curated record. Bases 94 to 711 code for a protein of 205 amino acids. Gene Ontology annotation, biological process: protein refolding; response to heat. The transcript has 3 exons.